Bombina bombina (fire-bellied toad) is the source of this 2556-nucleotide messenger RNA. Its product is annotated as ubiquitin carboxyl-terminal hydrolase 24. Bases 1 to 2556 code for a protein of 851 amino acids. The transcript has 20 exons. NCBI's taxonomy places the organism in Eukaryota, Metazoa, Chordata, Amphibia, Anura, Bombinatoridae. The record is from RefSeq and is a predicted model, not a curated record.
AUGCUGCUUGAUAAUUCUGUGUUGAAAAAUGAUGAAAAUGGCAACUGUUCUGGAGAAAACAUUGAAUUUCCCACUACAAACCUGUAUGAACUGGAAAGCAGAGUGCUGACUGAUCACUGGUCCAUACCCUACAAACGAGAAGAGUCCCUUGGGAAGUGUUUAAUAGCCUCCACAUACUUGGCAAAAAUUGGUCUCUCUGACUCGGAUGAAAACUGCAGAAGGUUUAUAGACCGUUGUAUGCCUGAAGCUUUUAAAAAGCUGUUAACAUCCAGUGCUGUCCAUAAAUGGGGAACUGAGAUUCACGAGGGAAUCUACAAUAUGCUGAUGCUGCUUGUUGAUUUAGUUGCUGAGAGGAUCAAACACGAACCCAUUGCCAUUGGUCUACUGGGCGUUCUUACCAUGGCCUUUAACCCUGAUAAUGAAUACCAUUUCAAGAACAGAAUGAAAGUUAGCCAAAAAAACUGGGCCGAAGUGUUUGGUGAAGGGAACACAUAUGCCGUGUCACCUGCCAGCAGUUUACAGAAGGAACCUCAUGGUUGGCUUGUUGAUCUAGUCAAUAGAUUUGGAGAGUUAGGAGGGUUUGCGGCAAUUCAGUCCAAGUUGAACUCUGAAGGUAUAGAACUUGGGGCAGUGUCCGCACUAGUGCAGCCUUUGGGAGUUUGUGCAGAAUACCUCAAUUCAUCUACAGUACAGCCUAUGCUGGAUCGUGUUAUACACAAGAUGAUUCGUUAUGUGCAGGGUGUCGAAGAGAAGGACCUUAAAGAUAAGAAGUUAGUUAGUAUCCCAGAGCUACUCUCUGCCAUUAAAUUACUCUGCAUGCGCUUUCAACCGGACUUGGUCAACGCAGUGGAUGAUCUUCGCCUGGACAUCUUGUUGCGCAUGCUGAAAUCACCACAUUUCAGUGCAAAAAUGAAUUCACUAAAAGAAGUUACCAAAUUAAUCGAAGACAGCACUUUAUCUAAGUCGGUGAAGAAUGCUAUCGACACAGACCGUCUGCUGGAUUGGCUUGUGGAAAAUUCUGUCCUUUCAAUAGCAUUAGAAGGAAACAUAGACCAAGCCCAGUACUGUGACCGGAUAAAGGGGAUUAUUGAACUUCUUGGCAGUAAAUUAUCUUUAGAUGAACUCUCUAAGAUAUGGAGAAUACAAUCAGGACAACCUUCAACUGUGAUUGAAAAUAUUCAUUCCAUUAUUGCUGCAGCAGCAGUCAAGUUCAAUUCAGACCAGCUCAAUCAUCUUUUUGUGCUUAUUCAAAAGAGCUGGGAACUGGAAACUGACCGAGUUCGACAAAAGCUGUUGAGCCUCAUAGGGCGAAUUGGCAGAGAAUCGCGAAAUGAGACCACCACAGCAAAGGUUCUCGAAGUGCUUUGGGAUCUUGCCCAUCAACCCUUGUUACCAUGUACUUUAAUCCAACAAGCCUUAGAAGAGCACCUUACAAUCCUUAGCGAUGCUUAUGCAGUGAAAGAGACCGUCAAGAGGAGUUACAUUAUAAAGUGCAUAGAUGAUAUUAAAAAGUCAUCGCAACACAGCAAUGCUCAGGUUGUGUGGGUUGUUCCAGCUCUGCGACAACUUCAUGAAAUUACACGGUCCUUCAGUAAGCAGACCUACCAAAAGCAGGACAAGAGCAUCAUUCAAGACCUGAAGAAGAAUUUUGAAAUAGUAAAGUUAGUGACAGCAAGUUUAGUGGCCUGCCAUCGUUUGGCAGUGACUGCGAUUGGUCCUGGCGGGCACCUUGGAUCCACUUUGGUUGACGGCAGAUACACUUACCGGGAGUAUUUAGAGGCCCAUCUAAAAUUCCUGGCUUUUUUCCUUCAAGAAGCCACUCUGUACCUAAGCUGGAGUCGUGCCAAGGAGAUCUGGGAAUGUCUUGUCACCAGCCAUGAUGUGUGCGAGCUCGAUCGUGAAGGUAAAGGCUGCCCCUCACCUCUGCUGACCCUGCUCCUCACAGGCUGCCCCUCACCCCUGCUGACCCUGCUCCUCACAGGCCGCCCCUCACCCCUGCUCCUCACAGGCUGCCCCUCACCCCUGCUGACCCUGCUCCUCACAGGCUGCCCCUCACCCCUGCUGACCCUGCUCCUCACAGGCUGCCCCUCACCCCUGCUGACCCUGCUCCUCACAGGCUGCCCCUCACCCCUGCUGACCCUGCUCCUCACAGGCUGCCCCUCACCCCUGCUGACCCUGCUCCUCACCCCUGCUGACCCUGCUCCUCACAGGCUGCCCCUCACCCCUGCUGACCCUGCUCCUCACAGGCUGCCCCUCACCUCUGCUGACCCUGCUCCUCACAGGCUGCCCCUCACCUCUGCUGACCCUGCUCCUCACAGGCUGCCCCUCACCUCUGCUGACCCUGCUCCUCACAGGCUGCCCCUCACCUCUGCUGACCCUGCUCCUCACAGGCUGCCCCUCACCUCUGCUGACCCUGCUCCUCACAGGCUGCCCCUCAUCUCUGCUGACCCUGCUCCUCACAGGCUGCCCCUCACCUCUUCUGACCCUGCUCCUCACAGGCUGCCCCUCACCUCUGCUGACCCCUGCUCCUCACAGGCUGCCCCUCACCUCUGCUGA